Messenger RNA from Cottoperca gobio, 1966 nucleotides. RefSeq names its product kelch repeat and BTB domain-containing protein 13. The record is from RefSeq and is a predicted model, not a curated record. Gene Ontology annotation, molecular function: protein binding. The transcript has a single exon. Bases 251 to 1768 code for a protein of 505 amino acids. NCBI's taxonomy places the organism in Eukaryota, Metazoa, Chordata, Actinopteri, Perciformes, Bovichtidae.
GCCACAUUACCGCUUAGUGUGCAUGUCAACAGUUUUCCUUUCCCUGCCUGACGCUUGCGAGUGGCACAGCUGCUAUCUAUAGUUCAACUCUAUUUUCAGACCAUGCAAACGGGACGCAGUGGAAGUCUCACAAGCCUUUAUUUACCGACCAGAUCUGUGGAAAGAAUGGCUAAACUACACUUGAGUCACACGCUGAAUUGUCACUUGAGACCCAGUUUUAGGAAGAGAACAAACCAGGGUUAAAAAGAUCAUGGAAGUGCCUCAAGGCCUGGGAGUCAAACGGGAUAUUCAUGCAAAGAAUGCGACUUUUGAUCUGGAGGACAGAGAGCACCAGGCAGGCUGGGUGAGAGUGAGGGUGGAGGAGAGCUGGUUCACUGUGGAGCGGGCCUUGCUAGCGAGGUACAGCAACUACUUCUGUGCUCUCUUUCAGUCUGGGAUGACAGAAAGUCAUAAGGACGAGCUCUACCUGAAGGGAGGAGUGCGUGCAAGGGGUUUCCUCAUUGCCCUUGCUGUCUGUAGAGGAGAGGCACCCCCUAUAGGUGACCCGGAUGAGCUUGUAGAAGCUGUAGAGUGUGCCGCUUUUCUGCAGGUUGCAUGUUUGGUGCAGCAUCUUUGUGACAUUAUUGACUCAGACAACUGCCUAUUGAUUUACCAUACAGCCUCCAUCUUUGGGGUGCAUGCACUCUUUCACAAUGCUGCUCUUUUUCUGUGUGAUGCUUUUGAAGAUUUGAAGGAUGUAGCAGAGAGUAUGAUUCCUGAAGACCUUCUUCAAUAUUCUCAAUCAUUGUGUCCUGCUAGUUACAUUGCUAUAGGCACACACUCUCCUUCAAUGGAACUGCUUCACGACACGUUUAGGGUCGUUUGCUACCUUGAUGAAAAAAAGGGAGAUUGGAAGCAUCUGACAAACCUCCCAACUCUCUGUAGCACCUCCAUGGCUGGAGUGGCAGUGCUUGACAAUCGAUUGUACAUUGUGGGGGGAGUCUACGGUUACGGCAAGGACACAGUGGACAGCAGCUUCUGCUACAACCCUGAGUCAGGGGUUUGGACUGCUCUUCCAGGUCCCCAGCAACUAAGAUAUGACUUCACCCUGCUGGGGCUCGAGGGCCGACUCUACGCUAUUGGUGGUGAAUUCCAAAAACGGACAAUUUCCACAGCAGAGAGUUACGACGUUGAGAAAGGAGAGUGGAAAUUUAUACAACAUGCACCAAGACCUUUAGCGUCCGCAGCUUGUGCUGUUGCAAGAGGGAGGAUGUUUGUUUGCUUCUGGAAACCACCUGACACCACAGAUAUCUAUGAAUACAUACCAGUGAAAGACGAGUGGAAACUUGCAACUACCAUGAUAAAACCUCAAAGCUAUGGCCACUGUAUGGUAGCCCACAGAGACAAUUUAUAUGUGAUGCGCAACGGGCCUUCUGAUGACUUUCUGCGCUGUCUAAUGGAUUGCUACAACAUCACGACAGGCCAGUGGACAGCCAUGCCCGGAAACUACAUUAACAGUAAGGGGGCGCUGUUCUCUGCAAUGAUAAGGGGGGACUCUGUGUUCACAGUGAAGCACAUGCUAACUCUUGAGUACACCAUCACUGGAGAUGGAUGGAAGCCCCGCAGGCAGAUGAAGGGGUUUCCAAAGAGUGGAUCACUGUGGACGUGUUUACUCAGGCUUCCCAAGAAGGGACCAGUUAUACCACAGCUGGAUGCAAAAGGAGAGGAAGAAGAAAUGUCUUUGCCAGACACAUCUGAGGGAUUUGUGGAAGCUCUACUGCAACUGUGAAAUAACUGCACAACCAAAAAACAAUGUUUUGUUUUUUAAGGUUUCUAAGCUACAAUACGAGUCUGAGAAUUAAAAAGCACUGAUUGACUAGUGACACAAAUGUUCUUGCAUGUCAAUGCAUUCACUUUCAAAUGCACUCACACACACACACACACACACACACACACACACACACACACACGUGCUGACACUACACAU